Molecule: messenger RNA, 5358 nt
Organism: Trichobilharzia szidati
Lineage: Eukaryota; Metazoa; Platyhelminthes; Trematoda; Strigeidida; Schistosomatidae
Source: the annotation of a GenBank genome assembly
UGAACUGUGUACAGCUACCUCUUCACUGAUUCAAGAAGACAGCAGAGAAAUUAAAGGACUAGAUUAAUAUAAAAAGUUGAGAGGGAGGAGAGGGGAAAUUUAUAAUAUUCUCACGUGUCUGUUUGUGUGUGCAUGCGUGCAUUCGUCAUACCUAUUGGGAUACAGUUUUUGUCGAAUAAUAAUUAACCCUGUACCAAAAUGAAGAGAAUGAGAAGUCGCAAAUCAAAUUAUUCAUUUCAAUAUCCAAUCCAUUCACUUUAUUAAUUCACAUUCAUCCCAUCCCUGUAUUAAUUGUGGUUGUUCUACUAUCAGUAUUUUCCCAUAUUAUUUGACUGUAUUUCCAAUAUAAUACACAUAUUGUGUAUGCAUUUUUCAAAAUUCAAAUCAUUAUAUCUAAUUAGCGCUGUGUGAAUUUACGGGAUCUUUUGGAAACGAUUCGAGCAUUACUGAGUUAUUCCUGUGGUAAUAUUCGUGUCAUUUUGUACAUUGUCAAGGUGCCUGCUAUUUAUUCGCAGAAGGAAGCAAGACUCAGAAAUAUUUGUCCAAUACGUAUCUAAUGUGUGAUCUAUUGUCACAACAACAACAGCAACAACAAACACCAUCGACACAACAGAGAACAGGACAGAAAUUGUCCUCUAGACAAAUGAAUAAAAACCAAAACCAUUUAUCACUUAUGGAUACUACUACGCCUACCAAUGCACUCUCUUCUACCAUCAAUACCUCUAAUACUACAACUCGGGCUAUUUCUAAUUCACCGGAAGUAUCUUCUCAUAUUUCUACUCUCAGCACAAAUUCAAAUCGUUUAAACUCAUCAAAUAAUGUCAAUUGUCGUUCGUCUAAAUCAAGACAGCAACUGCAACAAUCUGAUUUGAAUUCCUCACUUGAGAAUGUUAUUACUACUGAUAUUGUAACAGUAAUGUCCAGUGCUGCUAAUAAUGCUAUUAAUAAUAAUAAUAAUAACUCUACUGAUGUCAGCGGUAUAUACAAAUCAUGGUCACCUAAAGAGAAUUCUAAUGUCAAGCAACAACAAAACUGUUCAUCGGCAAAUGAAACUCUGCCCACACUAACUGAUUCUACAGGUGAUCAACAAUAUUCCAUAACAAAAAGUGAGCAGAGAAGUAAAUUACUAAACAGCACGAAUGACGCACAUUUAUUACAUAAUAAUCAGUCAGAUUCAAUAAGUAAAAAUGAUCAGUCCUCAGUAAAUUCAUCAAGAUCACCACAUUCAUCACCGGUAUCACCGUUGUCCGCAUCAUCGUCAGCAGGAGCAGCAGAAUUGUCUCCGGCCUCAUCAUCUCCUACCAAACCACAAUCCCCGUGCAAUCACAGUCGAUCACCAAGAAAAAUUGAUGAUUCCCAGUGGAACAAUACCAUAAAAGAUGGAAAUAUGCUUAAUUCUUGCAGUAAUAUAAAGCCUGUGACAGAUGCUACUGAGAAGCUGAAUCUGCCAAGUAAAAAUAUUUCAACAAGUCAGAAAUCUUUUAAUCGUCAACUGAAAUCAUUAAAGAAUGUGGACAAUCCAAAUUUAUCAUCUCGUUGUUCAGAGGAUGGAUCUAAUGUCAAAGAAGGGAAUGAAGACGGAGAAGAAGAAGAAGAAGAAGUAGAAGAUCAGGAAGACGGUGCUAAUCGUAAUCAUGAUGACAGUAUUGAAGAUGACAGUGAUGAUAAUAAUAAUAAUAACAAUAGCGGUGAAGCCGUUGGAGAUAACACUUUUUUUCUCAUGGAACAAGACAGUCUUUCACAGCACUACUCAACAUCUGCCUUAUCGAACUUAGCUUCUUCAGAUGCUUUUGGCAGUUGUAUAUCUCCAACAAUGUUAGCAGCUGCUGCUAUGGCAGCGCUAACCAGCGGAUGUUUUCCAGGGCCUUGUAAUAUGGCGAAUCAGUUCAAUCCCCUGCUAGCCACUAAGCCUUACGGAUUUCCAUCAUAUCCUUCAAAUUUAAAUUUAACCGCUAAUUCACAACGUACACAAUUAACAAAACAGCAACAACAAACUACACCAUUUACACAUUCAUCAUUGAACAGAAAUUCAAAAAUGAGUCAUAAUAUUAAUAAUUCAAUGUCACAACAAUCGAAUCUACCUAAUACAGAUACAAUGAAUAUGAGCAGUUUAUCAUCGCAUUCUCCAAUACAUUCAGUACACAACAGUAAUAAAUCUUUACAGGAUGAUUUAAUAGGUCAAGAUUACAGUACAAAUUUAUCCCAUCAUGAUACUAAUAAUAAUAUUAGUAGUAUGAAUUUAAAUCAGACACCACCACCUCCCUUGUCUCGAUCUAACAGCCCAACUCAUCAAUCCAACCGUUUGAUGACGACAUCAAAUGACCUAGCGUAUAUGUCAAUGGAUGAUGGUGAUGAGGAGAAUGACGAUGAGAUGGGAAGUGAAGAAAUCGAGGAGGAUAUGGAGGCCGAAAAUCCUAACCAACAAAGUGGGAAUCAUCAAUGGACAUUUGAAGAGCAAUUUAAACAAUUAUAUGUGAUAUCAGAUGAUCCAAAGCGAAAAGAAUUUCUUGAUGAACUUUUUGUUUACAUGCAAAAAAGAGGUACACCAGUUAAUCGUAUCCCAAUAAUGGCUAAACAAGUAUUAGAUCUGUAUGAACUAUUUCAAUUGGUUGUUGCACGUGGUGGCCUAGUUGAAGUUAUCAAUAAAAAGUUAUGGCGUGAAAUAACUAAAGGAUUGAAUUUACCCUCAUCGAUUACAAGCGCUGCAUUCACUCUCAGAACACAAUAUAUGAAGUACCUGUAUCCUUAUGAGUGUGAAACCCUAGGAUUAAGUUCUCCUAGUGAACUUCAAGCAGCGAUUGAUGGAAAUCGACGGGAAGCUAGACGUAGUUCCUACAGUUUUGACUAUCCAACGGUGGCGGUGCCCAAUGUUGGAUCCCGUUCAGUAUCCCCAUCAAGUACAACAAAUCCUCAGACUACAACAUCAAAUACAACAACCAAUACAGAAUCUGCAUUAAACGUUGCCGCCACCUCAUUGUCAUCAACUUCAGUGUAUUUGAAUUCUUUAGCAGGCUCAAAUGUUACAACUUCAGGGGUGAACCAAAUUUUGCCAAGCAUCUCUGGGAGUUCUACACCAUUUUGUGCAAACAGCCUAGGGUUUAAUUCUCAGUUUGGACAGUUUAAUCCAUUUCUUCCUAUACCCCCAGGUACUUUACCUGCUGCUGGUAGUGGUGGGGUUGGUGGUAGUGGUCUGUCUAUUCCGUCACCUUCCACACUACCGUCUUCAUCCUCAUCCUCAUCUCAGAUAGGAAAUAAUCCUGUUAAUUUAUUCCCCCCUGGGUUUCUACCACCAAUUGUGUCUGGUGCUGGUUUCCCUAUGAUUGCAUCCAGUUUUCAAGGUUUCAAUCCGGCUACAGCGAAUAAUUCAGAUGAUUCACUGAUUACAUCAUCGCAUCAAACUUUAGGCAACCCAUCAGGUGGUAUUCUACCAGGUGUAGCAAAUAGUUUCACAGAUCCAAGUGCUAUGGCAGCAGCCGCUGCCGCUGCAGCGACUUUAUUCGGUGCAGGAUUCCCUACAAUUCCCGCAGCCUUCCCAAUGACAUCGCAACAACAACAUCAGUCAACAACAGCAUUUCCUGUACAUAGUUCAUUCAUGAAUACAGAUGGGGGAAUAAAAUUCCCGAAUAUGAGUAUGCGGAACCAAAGUAAUAAUUCUUGUGAUAUACAUGAGAAUAAUCCUUCUAGAGGAGUAAAUUUAAAGAAUAAAUUGUCUUUACAAGAUUCGGAUGACUGUCAAUUCUCAUCAAGUCUCCCGUUAAAUCUGACAGCCAGUGAUAACAGCAUUAACAGUAAUAUCAUGAAAUUAGAUGAGAAAGGUGCAGCACAUUCAAAUAAUGACCGGAGAACACCAUUAAUUCAAAUGGAUCAUGAUAAUUUAACCAAAAUCCAGUGUGAUCCAGAAAAUGCCUCACUAAAACUCCACUCCACUGAUGGGUAUAUUGAGAAAGAUGAUGAAAAUGAACUGAGUGAUUCGAUGGGUACACUGAAGAAUUUCAGCUACCAUCAUCAUCAAAAUGAAGACGGCGAAAAUUAUGAUGAUAACUCAAUGAAUACUGACCGACUAUUUGACAGUGAAACAGAACACUCAGAGCUGAGGUGUAAACCCGAAUUAUUAUUAGGUGGCGUUAACAAGCAUGAAGUUAUCGGCAGUAAUAACAAUAAUACUAGAUUGUCACAAGCUGGUCUGUCCUUUGAAAACGAGGAGUCAAAUAUGAAAACUGCUGCACAGAUGGCGUGUCAACAACUUUGGGUUGCAGCAGCCGCCGCGGCAGCCGGAUUACACUGUGGUGGUAAUAGCAUGAAAACACCAGACACAGCCAGCUUCACAUCACUGUCAAGCAGUUUAAACGGUCCAAUGACGAAAAGCAAUUUUCAUGCUUCAAAUUCUCAUCAUCAGUCAUCUACAGAAUCAUCCACUAAUAAUAGCAGUACUCAUACUCAUAAUCACAAUAGUAACAGUAAUAAAUCUCUCCAACAUCACUCAUCAUCGUAUUCAAGGUCUACCGGUAAAAAAUCUCAUUCCCGUACCCCAAACAGUUUAGAUCUACCAAACAGCAAAAUAUCCAAACUUUCUUCUAGUAACACUAACACGAAUAACAACAGUAAUGAAACUGGCGGCAAAUCUUAUUCAUCGACAUCAUCGACAAAUCUUUCGUCAAAAAAAUCACAGAAUUCCAUAUCUGAUCUACGCAGGUCAACUGAUGCAAUCACACUAUCAACCAGUUUCAGUAACACACUGGGUUUAAAUAACAGUAAUGGUAAUAAUAACAAUAACAGCAAUAGUAAUAGCAGUUUCGCAGCAGCUCAGGCAGCCAUAGCAACGGCACAAAAUCUAAGAAUUCAAACACAACCUGGCGCUCCAAUGGGAUUACCUCAAAAUGCCAUGGUGGUUACAAUGGAAAUGGGAAAUAUUUUAUAUCAGGGUGUCUUAUUUGGACAAAUCAAAAGAUAAUGUCGCGGUGAUGACGACCCUGAUGGAUAUUAGAAAUCAUUCAGUUCCCCCUUAUUCAGUUUCACUAUGGCUCUGCUCCCUUGUUCCUUCGCCCACCAACCCUCCUGUUCACUCUCUCUGUCUCUCUCACAGCACAACUCCCUUCACAGUAAUUUUUUCCCACAAUCCAAAGGCGUCUGAAAAUGAAAAUAAACAAACGAACAAGCAAGGAGAAACAAGGACAAGAGGAAUCGACACGUGGAAUUCGAUAUUUCAUUUCCCCAUUACUCUACUUGAACUAAUCUCUUUCUCUCCCUCUCUCUGAGUGUUUAUUUCGUACAUAUAGGCUAGCUGUAAUAUUUUUUAGCUAGAAAAUUGCCCGUUGUUGUACAUAUAUAAUUUAUAAAUAACAAUAUAUAAAACAGGUU